GCUCGGCUGAAUUGUGAGUGGCUCACGACACUUAGUGAACAGAAGGUGUUUCUGCAUGCACUGGCAUUGCACUACUCUGCUGCAAGGGCUCCAGCUCGUCUCUCUCUCACUCUCUCUCAUUCUCUUUCUCUCUCUCUCUCUCUCUCUCUCUCUCUCUCUCUCUCUCUCUUCUCUCCACAAACCAGCCCUGCCUUUCAGCCUCUAUGCCUCAGCAUCUACUCUCAGCAACAGCCUUUUCCUCAACCUACACAAAAUGAGCGACUCUCAAAACAGGGCUCACUGGAAACCUGGCUGAGAGGACACUGGACUAAAAAGAAAAGAACAUCAAAAGAAAAAAGAGAGAAGGAAAAAAUGCCAGAGCAUCUUGUAUUCAUCUCAGACGACCGCUUAUUUCUGAGGACCUGUCCACCGAGAGAAUGAUGACCAGUCCGAAUGGAUACGAGCCAUGCAGCUUGCAGACGGCUUGAAGUAACGGACUUUGAUUUGCGACGACACUUCGACGGAGUCGGUCGCACAAAAAACACAAGGGAGGAAAAAAAGAGUUCUGUUUUGACUUCCCCCUCUUUGUGAACGUGUCUGUUUUUUUUUUUUUUCAUCCUCUCAUCUCACUCUAAUCAGCGCAGCAGUCACUGCAGAGAAGCAGGAGAGGGAGGACUGUGCUCAUGCAUGCGGUCUGGGCAGCUUGCAUUUCCUGCGAGUGCACUGAAUGCCGCUUGGAUUCCUCCUCUUUCUGGCUCUUUCACGCGAGGAGAACUAAGACAUUGUAAGUCUGCCAGAUUUUGGUAGCUGCUGAAAAGGAGGGGGGAGGCUUCAUUUGUACCACACUGGGAUCUUUUUUUUUUUUUAUUCGCACCUAAUUAUUGCAGGCACAAAGGGAGUCGCUGAAUAGAGGUUGUCAGCCUCUGGAAAAGGGAUUUUCUUUCACUUUGAGUAACAAAUUGCCAUCAGCCAAACCACAUUAACAAGAAAAAAUACUAAUAAUCAUGCUGCUCCAUAUGAGACAAAUCUAAAAGAGUCAAUGAACUUCUUCUUCACGACACUGCAGGAUAUUCAUGCUAAUGGAUUUCCUUCUAAUUGGUCUGUAUUUAAAGUGGACGCUAAGAAAGCCCCCCGGGUUGUUACUGUGCUCUCUGGGCAUCCUUUUGAAAAUGCUUCCCCUGGUGGGGGGGAGCUGUCCGAGGCUGUGCCGCUGCGACAACAAGCUCCUCUACUGUGAGGGGCUCAACUUGACGGACAUUCCCCACAACCUGAGCAGCGCCACCGGCUUGUCCCUGCGGGAAAACAACAUCUCAGAGCUGCGUGAGGGGCACUUUGUUGGCCUGUCACAGCUAACGUGGCUAUACUUGGAUCAUAACAACAUCGAAUACGUGGAGGAGAGCGCCUUCGAGAGGCUGCGGAGGAUUAAAGAAUUGGACCUGAGCACCAAUCGGAUAGAGAGCCUGUCUAAUGGAACCUUCAAACCCCUACCCAAUCUGCGCAUCUUGGAUUUAUCCUACAACAGACUACAGUCCCUGGAGCCAGACCUUUUCCAUGGGCUGAGGAAGCUUACGAAUUUACAUUUACGAUACAAUGCCCUAAAAUUUGUGCCUGUAAGGAUCUUUCAGGACUGCAGGAGCAUGCAGUUUCUGGAUUUGGGCUACAACCAGCUGCAGAGUCUGGCCCGCAACUCAUUCGCUGGUCUUUUUAAGCUGACUGAGCUGCAUCUGGAGCACAAUGAGCUGGUGAAAAUCAACCUGGCCCACUUUCCCCGCCUCAUCUCGCUGCGCACACUCUACAUGCGCAAUAACAAGGCCACCAUUGUGGUCAGCACCCUAGACUGGACCUGGCACUUCCUGGAAAAGAUUGAUUUCUCAAACAAUGAGAUUGAAUACAUUGAGCCACAUGUCUUUGAGAGCGUGCCCAACCUCAAGGAGCUCAUGCUGGACUCUAAUAAACUGACCUAUGUGGACCAGCGCAUUCUAGGCUCCUGGACAUCACUGGGCAGUAUCACCUUGUCCGGGAAUGCAUGGGAGUGCAGCCGUAACGUCUGUGCCCUGGCGUCCUGGCUGAGCAGCUUCCAGGGCCAACGUGACAGUGCCUUGCAGUGUGCCAGCCCGGACAUGGCCCAAGGCGAGGACAUCCUGGAUGCCGUUUAUGCCUUCCAGCUAUGUGAGGACGGGGUCGAGGUCACCACUAAGACCUACACAGCCACUAGAGACCUGGCCCGGGGGUCCAUUUUUAAAGGUCCAACCAGGACACCAUAUGAUUUGCAAGACAUGGAGGGUGGCGAAGUGGUGACUAAUUCCUUCACAGUGACUGCAGCCUCUGAUGACCUGGAAAGCACCAUGCAGAUCCACAAGGUAGUCACAGGCACCAUGGCACUCAUCUUUUCAUUCCUGAUUGUAGUGCUCAUGCUCUAUGUGUCUUGGAAGUGUUUCCCAGCUGGCUUGAGGCAGAUGAGACAGUGCUUCAGCAACCAGCGCCGCAAGCAGAAACAAAAGCAGACCAUGCAGCAGAUGGACACCAUGUCUGCUACCGAAUACUAUGUCGACUACAAGCCCAACCAUAUCGAAGGGGCCCUCGUCAUCAUAAACGAAUACGGAUCCUGCACUUGCCAGCAACAAGCAUCUCGAGAGUGCGAGGUGUGACAUUCUGGCUGCUGGAUAUCUUGCAAUCACAAAUUCUUUUGGAUCAAUGUACAUGGGACAUGCUUUUACACUGCAUUACACUGUGCUGCUUUCUCGAGGAGGCUCGAUGGCACAUUUGGGGAAAAAAAUGGGACAAGGCCAAGGAUUUACUGCUAAUCUAUUAGGCCACAGUGGGUUUUGAUGGACCUGGUUUUGGGACUGGUUUACAAGCAUGAGUGAGAACCUUUGAGGAAUACAGGGACAAAUCACACACGAGGUCAUGUUGUGAAGCCUGGAUAUCUGAGCUUUAACGUGUCUUUCUACUACAGAAGAUUUAAAGCUAAUGAGGACGUUGAUGAAAACAUGCUUUUUUUUUUUUUCAUUGUGGUAUCAAAAAUCUAAAUGGGUUAAAAAAAUUUAAUGAGAUAAGUCUGUGUAAAAUAUGUUAAACUGCAGAAAUGCAAGAGUGGGAAAUAAAAAUACAAGAAGCUCUCAUUUCUUUUGUAAACUAUGGAAAAAAGAAUCAAAUGUUUAAAUAAAUAAUUAAAAAAAAAAAAAAAAAGCAAUUCACAGUAGUCAGGUCUGGAGAUUAGUCUGAGGGAUGCUGGGGAGGACUAACAAGUCGACGAUGUCGUGUUCGAACAGACGACCUGUUUGGCCGUCUCGAUCUGAAAGCCUCGAUCUCAGAUCUCUCCUGUCUGCUUACUCUCUCUCUCUCUCUCUCUCUCUCUCUCGUUCGAUCUGCUUCUCACCGUAUGUGAGGGAUAAUCACUGUGCAAAUUCGAUGUUAAUGUUGUGGUUGCGUUUUGCUUUUUUUUGCUUUUUUUAUCUACUCCCAUGUCCCUCUCCUUACAGAUUAAACAAAUUGGCAGAGGAAACAAAGAAGGGACGCAUGACGCAUUCGGAUCAGAUGGUGCACCAUCUUUUACAUGAUCGAUUCAUGAUGCCGUUUGCUGUUGGGGAAAAAUAAAAGAGAAGGAGGGUGAUUAAAGGCUCGAACGAACCUGUGCCUAUUGCCUUCUUGUCCUUGACAGUGGUGUGAUCAGAGCGAGACAAAACAAAGCCUUAAUAUUCAUCCAGAAAUGAAGAGAUGGUUAUCCGGGCAGAUCUACUGUGAAUCUUUGAGAUAUUAUAUAAAGUUCCUUCUUUCUUUUGAGGUGUUUGUUGAGUGAAUAUUGGCAGGCAUUGGAGUAUAUCCUGUGGCAUUGGCAGAGAGACAGAAGAAAGAGGGUGUUUUUUGUGAAAGAAGGUGUAGACUGCUCUCUAGUGUCCCAGCACCAGCAGUAGCGAGAGCGAGCCCUUGACGUUUCGAGUCCUUACCUUUCAAUACGUAACAUUGUGUGUGUGUGUGUGUGUGUGUGUGUGUGUGUGUGUGUGUGUGUGUGUACAUGUAAAUCUGGCAUACGGAACGAACGGGAUGAUCGGUGGAAGUAAACAAGAGAGCUCUGAAUCUACCGUUCUCUCACUGCCACUCGGCAUACCGAAUCUUCCCGUCGUUCCCACGGUGAAGGCGAACGAGAUACAGGGGACUGAAUGUGUUUGUGAAUGUGUCUUUCUAUUUGACUAUUUGAGUGUGGAUCAAGAAAUUCAUGUCCUAGACUGUUCUUUUGCAUGUAUGGCUUGAUAAAAAAAAAAAAAAGGAAACUGUGAAGAGAUCAUGCGCAGGGAAUUUUAUAAACUUAAAAAAAAACAAAAAAACAGGCAAACCCCAAACGCCAUCGACAUUUGAUUUGAAUCCAACUGUUCUAUUCUGACCACUGUAUUCCACCACAAAGAGCUAAGCCAAAAUAAAAACAUGAAAUGUAUUCCCGUUGUUGUAUAUUUUAAAGAAAUGUGAUGACUUUUCUUUCCCGAUGGAUCCGGUCGUGCUACGGUAUGUUGAUGAUUUCACGUUUGCAUUUCACUUUGUUUUCUGCGAAGAUAUUCACAUUCGAAUGUUAUAUAAACAUGUUUCAAGGUAAAAGCCUUUCUGAUCUGUUAGAAAAUCGAUCAUUUCUAAAUAAGUCCGUGUCGAACGCACAUUAUCUGGCUUUGGGAAAAUAAGGGCUAGCGUGUUACUGCGAAUCUCACCCGAGUGUGGUUGCAGAUGCGGGAUGACAGAUUGCACAACUACAAGCGAGGAAAGCAUUGUUGUUGCUCAUGAUCUUCUUUUCACGCCACUCCGUUGAGUUCUGAGAAACAAUAAGCUCUGAAUAACACAAUAAUAACGACAAUGGCUAGACGCCGGAGAUUCGCAGAGGUCUCUCGUAUGCAGUUUCACUCGUUCUCACUCGCUGUAAUGAUGAAUAUGUAUCUACAUCUAUGAUAAUCCUCCUUAUUCCACUCCAACUCUUCACUUCUGUCCUAUUUUUAGUCGAGCUUAUUUUCUAUCAAUGUUGCAUGGUGUGGUAACUCUGCAGCCAGUGUUGGGCUGGCAGUUGUAUUGAUUUCCCCUCCCUAGAUUUCUGAGGGGUCAUGAAUUUUUGAGGAGGUGGGACGCCGGGGCCGCGGCCGAACCGCGAUCUCCACUUCCUGUUUCGUGUAAUGAGAAAUCUGUGCUGGAGAUUUUGCUUGCACCAGAGCUUAUUUUUCUUUUCUCUCUCUCUCUCUCUCUCUCUCUCUCUCUCUCUCUCUCUCUCUCUUUUUUUUUUAAUCGAAUCCGCUACACUAAAGCGAAGAGGUUACGUGAGCGGUGAACUUCGAGGUGAUAUGAGCCUUUAAUUAAAGACGAAAUCUUUUCCUACUUGACGGAAUCGGCGCUGCUAAUUGUGAAGGUAAAUUGGCGGACGGACGGUGGCCUCCA
Tachysurus fulvidraco (yellow catfish) is the source of this 5388-nucleotide messenger RNA. It is a transcript of the gene lrrtm1, whose product is annotated as leucine rich repeat transmembrane neuronal 1. Gene Ontology annotation, molecular function: protein binding. The record is from RefSeq and is a predicted model, not a curated record. The transcript is spliced from 2 exons. Lineage: Eukaryota; Metazoa; Chordata; Actinopteri; Siluriformes; Bagridae. The coding region runs from base 1053 to 2627 and encodes 524 amino acids.